This is a messenger RNA of Dinoponera quadriceps, 642 nucleotides long. It is a transcript of the gene Sumo, whose product is annotated as small ubiquitin-related modifier 3. The transcript is spliced from 4 exons. Gene Ontology annotation, molecular function: ubiquitin-like protein ligase binding; protein tag activity. NCBI's taxonomy places the organism in Eukaryota, Metazoa, Arthropoda, Insecta, Hymenoptera, Formicidae. Gene Ontology annotation, cellular component: nucleus. The record is from RefSeq and is a predicted model, not a curated record. Gene Ontology annotation, biological process: protein sumoylation. The coding region runs from base 189 to 515 and encodes 108 amino acids.
CCAAGAUGGCAACGUCGUGAUCGCCGUUUCGAGGAGAAGCGGGAUUUUUCGGCGAGUGUUGUUUUAAGAGUUAUCACGACGUGAUAAGUGUGAACGAAUCUGUCCUUUUGCGGAUACCGUCAACACUGUGCUGUCCGGCAAAUCUAUUAGUGUAUAAUCAUCAUCGGCAUCGUGUGAGCCACGGAAUCAUGUCUGACGAGAAGAAGGAAACGAAAGCGGAAUCGGAGCACAUAAAUUUGAAGGUGCUGGGUCAGGACAACGCGGUAGUACAGUUUAAAAUUAAGAAACACACACCUCUCCGAAAAUUGAUGAACGCGUACUGCGAUCGUGUAGGUCUGGCAAUAGCAGCAGUAAGAUUUAGAUUCGACGGGCAGCCCAUUAACGAAUUAGAUACACCAACAACAUUAGAGAUGGAGGAAGGAGACACAAUAGAGGUAUAUCAACAGCAGACAGGAGGUCGUGAAAUAAGAGCUUACGUUAUUGCUGAGAAGAAAAUAAAGCGACAGGUAUUGUAAGUUAUAUAAGGAAGUAACAUUUUCACCAUUUUAUCAUCUUGAAACGUCGAAAUUUCUUACGCAUGAUUUUCACGCGACUCAGCAAUGUAACCAUACAGAUUUCAUAAUAAAUUCUCAUUUUUAGAUA